AUGGAUAUAUGUCAACAAACUCAGCUACAACUAAAUGAAAUAGAGAGAGAAAUAGCUGAAAGUCAACCAUUAGUAAGUAAUAAAAUUCCAACAGCUCAAUUACAAAAUGAAUAUGCAUCAGAUGAUAAAAUAGCAGAAUUAAUGAAAACAUAUAAGUAUAUUCGACGUAUACGUGGUGAUGGAAAUGGUUUUUAUCGUGCAUUUGCAUUUGGUUAUCUUGAAAAAAAUUUAAAUAAUAAAAAAGAACUCGAACGUUUUCGUCAAUUAACAUAUGAUUUAAAAGAUCAACUUGUUAAAUUAGGUUAUUUAGAUUUUACAGUUGAAGAUGUACGUGAUGUUGUUAUUGAAAUUAUUGAUAAUAUAUAUAAAGAAGGAAAUGAACAAAGUUUAAUAGAAAAUUUUUGUUCACCAUCAUAUUCAGAUUAUUUAGUUGCUUAUUUACGGUAA
Rotaria sordida is the source of this 447-nucleotide messenger RNA. Lineage: Eukaryota; Metazoa; Rotifera; Eurotatoria; Philodinida; Philodinidae. The record is from the annotation of a GenBank genome assembly.